AUGUAUACCCCAGCAGUAGCAGCGAGGAAUCAAGUGUACAUAGUGGUAACUAUAAGGGCUCAAAGUCAAACAGUCUUAACUUGCAAACAGUCUUAUCCAAUAGCAUCUAUGUAUAAAAAGGAAUCCGAAAGCUAUACUAGUAAAAGUAAGAAGAAGGAAAGAACCCAACAACAUCCAUCCAUCUUCAAAAAUGAUUCUGAAAGCGAUGAUCCAGAAAGUCAUGAAAGUCAUGAAUAUGUUCCAUCACCUUUACCAGGUGCACACACAGGGAAUGAAGACAGCCGAAGUGAAAGUGGAUCAGAUAGUGAAGCCGCGCUUUCAGACUUUUAUAAUGAAGCCGAGGACUCUCAGGAUGAUCAGCCACCUGUACCACAAUUAACAAUGAACUUUUUCAAAAAUUUACUGCAUGGUUGCAGGGUCCAGAUGGUGGUCGAAAAAAUAUGAAGUGUUCUCUCCAAUGUUCGAGGCAAGUACAAUUGGUUGCCGCAGCAAUAAAUCCUGAGUCUCCCAAAGUUUCAGAUCUGUUUGACCGGAAGAUAUUAAGGGAUUCCUGGUUAACCAAAUUUGAGAAAGAAAAACAACCAGAAACUGUCAAAUCAUACCUUGGAUCCCUCAAUUUAUUUUUUACGUUCUCAAAAUGUGAACAGCUUGGUCAACAGUAUGGUGUUGCACAUGACCAACUUGGUGUCCUUUCUGACCAAAUGAGACAAUGGAACAAAUCAUACCGUAAUCUAGUGAAACACAGAUUUUGGGUUAAGAGAAUGGAGGACCUGGCAAACCUCAAAACCCCCCCAACAUGUCCAAGAGUUUGA
Paramuricea clavata is the source of this 812-nucleotide messenger RNA. Lineage: Eukaryota; Metazoa; Cnidaria; Anthozoa; Malacalcyonacea; Plexauridae. The record is from the annotation of a GenBank genome assembly.